This is a messenger RNA of Lingula anatina, 539 nucleotides long. Its product is annotated as E3 ubiquitin-protein ligase UBR2. Gene Ontology annotation, biological process: protein ubiquitination; ubiquitin-dependent protein catabolic process via the N-end rule pathway. The record is from RefSeq and is a predicted model, not a curated record. Gene Ontology annotation, cellular component: cytoplasm; ubiquitin ligase complex. Lineage: Eukaryota; Metazoa; Brachiopoda; Lingulata; Lingulida; Lingulidae. Gene Ontology annotation, molecular function: ubiquitin protein ligase activity; zinc ion binding.
ACUGGGUAUCUUGAACUAUGUCCCUUACGGUGUCUGGCGCAAAAAGUAUUGCUGAAUUUAAUCCAAGUCAGGUAAUUCAGAGCUUCCAAGAAGCCUAUGAGGAAGGAUGCAUCACAGAUAAGUUACGACAGCACUUUUGCCAGUUUGUUCCACUGGUGUAUGGACUUCUGGGAGAGUAUGACCCUAACAGAGAGGAGCGAAAAGCCAAGAAGCUUCUGUUUAAUCCAAUAGAGGCAUUUCUAUGUGGAGGCCCACCUGAUGCUGUGUUUAAGGAGUUGAAGGAGAAAGAUCACCCACCCAUUCUGUGUGGCCGCGUGUUCCGCAGUGGAGAACCAACAUACUCAUGCAGAGAUUGUGCAGUUGAUCCAACAUGUGUUCUCUGCAUAGAUUGCUUCAACAAUGGCGCACAUAGAAAGCAUAAAUACAGGAUGAGCACGUCCAGUGGUGGUGGCUAUUGUGACUGUGGCGACAAGGAGGCCUGGAAGACUGACCCACUGUGUGAAAUACACAGAAAAGGGGAAGAAAAAGGGAGUAAUCAG